Molecule: messenger RNA, 3087 nt
Organism: Cygnus atratus (black swan)
Lineage: Eukaryota; Metazoa; Chordata; Aves; Anseriformes; Anatidae
Exons: 21
Coding region: 1-3087 (1028 amino acids)
Source: RefSeq, a predicted model, not a curated record
AUGGAUGAAGUAAUCAAGAUCUCUUCUACUGAGAAGGUCCAGCAGCUGGAAAGAGAACUAGCAGCACAGCUGGCAGAGUUGAAGGCACAAAUAGAAGACAAUGGGGUACUCCAGGGAACACCAAGCAGAGCAUACAGCUCUGUUCCAGUUCCAAAGGAUGUAACUUAUUUCAGAAAAGAAAGGGAGAUAAUACUGAAAAAAGUCUUACAGCAGCGAGUUAGUUACAUCAUGGAGGAAUACAAUGAUGCAGUUCAGAGGGCUGCAAGGCUUUCAGCUGCAAGGGAGAACUUCCUGACAGGAAAGAAAAAUCCAGUGAAUGUGGUGACACAGGAGGAUCUGAUGAUUUACACUAAGUGGUUAGUGUGCCACCUACACUCUCUGAAGGGCAUUCACCGUUUUCUCCAGAUUCUCCAGCAUUUGCCUGCUUCUCAUAGACUGAAUGUGGUUGAUGAGAAAUGUCCUGAUAUGAUCCCAGGCAACUGGGACAAAUUAAGUGCUUUUGACAAGAAUUCAGAAUCCUGCCACAAAGUGCAUCCGGUGUCCUUGCCACAGCACAGCACUGAAACCGAGGAGCUGAGACCCCAGCUCCAGCUUCUGAUGGCUCACUUUGGUAUUGACUACAACCUUGAGGAUCUCAAGAACCCAGCUAAUGAGAUGGAGCUCUUUUCCCUGGUUGUCAAAAAGUUUAGAAGCAUCUUCUGCAAACAGCAGACGAUGAGAACAUUUCCAGUUUAUGACGCAGAGGUUUCUAGAUCAGAUAAAUGGGGCAUGAUAGAUCCAACCAGGGCUUUGAAGAAGAGAGCCAACUGGAUUCCCUUUUUAAAGAUUAAGCCUAAAGUAGAUCCCUGGCAGCAGAAGCUUUUGAUAAAACUAAAACAAUGGAAAAAAGUGGAUAAGAUGAUGGACCUUCAUUCAAAAUUUGUAGAGGUCUCAGACAUGGAGAGGGUGAUGGAGGGUCUCCAGAAUCAUGCAGCAGUGGUGCUCAAACCACAUGCUUUGCAGUCAGGUUCUGCCACUUCUCAUGCCUCAGGACAGCCGAGUUACGAUCAUAUCUGGAAGGAAGUCUAUGCCUUCACUGAGCAUCACCAGGAACUAAGUACUGAGGAUGAUCACACAACUGUGGCUCACGGUGAGGAGGAUGUAGAAAGCACCAGCUCCAGUAAGCCACCAGGAUCCUACAGAAAGAGGAGCGAAAGAGGGUAUAGUUAUAUGAGCACCUUGCAGCUGCUAGGAUUGGAAGAAGGAACAAUUGCUAACAAGGAGCAUGUGGUGACAAGAGGAACCUACCUGUCCUUUCUUCUCCUACGUCACCUGAGGCUCCGAGAGCUAAAGCGAGUAUGCCUGGGGAUCCUGAACUAUUUCAGGUCUGUGGAGAGAAGCCUGACCAUCAGUACCUCAGGCCUCUCAUUCAAGGCUGGUCAUCUAAUUCCCAGCGCAGAAGACACCUCCUGGGUCAAUGCUGCCAAAGGAGGCACUGGUGUUUCUGGUGGUCUGCGCUCUCAACCCUAUAUUCACUACACGCCAGCUGACUACAAGGUGCAUAGCACUCAGUUCAUGGAGUUUGCAGAGGUGGAAAACCAUGAUGACUUUCACACUCGUGAAGAUGGAUAUAUUCACACACAGGACCAGAGAGGGGCUUACAUCAUAUAUGACGUGGCUUUAGAGGACCUGAAGGAGCUUGAGAACCAGCUGCUGCUUGUGGCCAGUCAGUACAUUGAGAAAGAUAAAAGCAAUGUAACUUGUGGGAAGUAUGGUGGCAGCAAAAUCCUUGGCUGGGCACAUGCCUCUGUGGAUCGAUUCGCUGUGUUGCUUGACCUUUGGACCUGUGAAACUUCUCUCUUGGAAAAAAAAUGCCAGCUUUUAGAUGUUUACUUUGAAGCUUACCAACAUGCUUUGGACCCAGAGGAAAGAUUUGCUUUGGCCCAAGCAAUAAUUGACAUCAUGCAUAAACAUCCGCGGUUUGAUCUCAAGCUUGAAUAUUUUGUGAACACCUACAAAGAUGAAUGCAUCUGUUUACAAUUUCAUCACCAGCUGCUGAGGGACAUAGUAAACCAACAAAUAGAUGUUCAGAGGGACUAUGUCCACAAGAUUUGGCAGAAAGGUCAGAAAGGUGGCAUCAGUGAAUUUGGACUUCCUUAUAAUGUGAUUGCUAAGCAACUUAUCUCUCUUAACACUAGCCAUCCUACUUUGAAGAAUAUUUAUUUGCUGGAGUUUCACCCUUCUCUCGGUCUGGUGUCCUUGAUCCCCAAAGUUCUUGAGUAUAUCUACCAGGAAUUCUACAGCAUGUGUAGACCCAAAACAGCCAGUAAAGCGAUUAAUUUAGAAAAACAGCUACUUCAGCUAGUACUUGAUGAGUGGCAGACUAUGGAAAAACCACAAUCUUUCUACAGCUCUCAGAUUCAAGAAGAUUUGUUUGCAGAGGUGCUGAUAGAGGACCCCAUGCUGGUGCAAGAGAUAGCUUUAUCACUAUUAGAGAUGGGAGCAGACGAAGAAAGAAUGGAAGGCAGAGGAAGGCAGUUCUUGAUGCUGGAUUCCUUCUCCACGCUCCUGGAGCUUGUCACGCUCCGCCAUCGCUUGGUAGAGGUGGCAACAGAGAGUGCACAGUUAGCCAGGUUAUAUAAGGCUUUUGCAGUGGAAACAGGUUUUGGGGAGUUCCAUUUGUAUCUGAGGCCAGCGCACUUUGAAUCUGCAGUUCACAAGGAGAAAGCAGACCAUCUCCCGCCAAUAUUCAUUACCUCUCUCUUGGAAGAUGACAGCUGUGUUGACAGAUAUAUCCCAUCUAGCUUACCAUUAAGCAUUCAAGAAAUCGACAGUCAUAUUGGAAAGUUUAGUUUUCGUACAAGAGAUGCUGUUAUGCAGCUCUUGUGUCCAUCUGGAAUAAAGAACAUGCAACUUAUCCUUGCCUGCCAGGUCAUUCAGAAAAAUGCUCUUUUGGCAGCUGUUCAGCAAGCCUCAUUUUGUUACCUGGUCCAGCCUGCCCAUACCCUGGACAUAAAGAUUGAACUGAAACCUGUUAACAAGUCAGUCGUAGACAUGAGACUUGCAGAAGUUAGGGAGAGGAAGAGCACACGACAGACUAGGGGAUGA